AUGUCGCAUCUUACAAAUUCAUUCGCUAAAACUAAACACCUUCGUGUGGGUAAUACAUAUGCGGACAUCGUUCGCAGAGGACCUGGUCCACAGUCUUUAGGUAGCCUGGCAACGUUGCGCGCAGAAGAGGAGGAAAAGAAGGGAGGAAGGAACGAUCCCAGCGUGAGUACCUUCCACUUUCCCAGUUUGCGGUCGCAGUCAACAAACGCUGGUAUCCAAUCAUUAGCCGAAAAGGACCCAGAAGCUCAUGGUCGCUCUCUUGUGCAGGAACUCGACAAAGCGUGCAAUGUCCCCCUCCCCCUCUCACCUGUUGCAAGUCCAACCACCACCAGCCCUAUCAUUACAACUCCUUCACCCAAGGGUAAGGGUAAGGGCAAGGAAUUGGACCCAACCGCAUCCCCAUAUUGCGGCUUCACCAUCUAUCCUGAAAAUCAGAUACUCGGUCACGAACCUGAGGCCAGCUACGAUACGAGCGCGCUUCUAGCAGCUUUCACUCCCGAACGACCUGUCGCUGCUCCCUCUCCAGUCGACUCGGAUCUACAAUCCACGCAGUCGACCAAGGAUCGCCGCACUACCGCCAUGUCGCAACUCAAGGACGCUCUCGGCGGCAACUAUCCAGCUGGAGGCGUUACGGGUCAAGAUGCAUUUGAUUAUAUUGACUGGGACCCCGAUCUACCAUCUGCCUCGGGCGCGGACUCUCCUGAGCCCGUCGCCCUCAAGCCGCAACCGGUGGUCACAUAUACGACGGUUGGUUCUCUCGUUGACCCCAAUGCGAAGCCAACCUUUGCUGCUCCAAACCGCAUCCAGCGGGAAGGUGCCAGCAGACAACCCUUGAUCUCGGCCAUGCAACGAGCCCAUCAGUUCGAGGCCUUCCAUCGUGCAAUGAAUCCGCCGCCGCCGACCCCAUCAGCUUUGAGCAUGUCCAACUCGAUGGCAUACACUCAGCAGAUUGCAAAGAGCCCAGUUCAUGCAUCGAGGCCAACUCUCCAAUCGCCGCAGAUCUUGCAACGUCCUUCUCGAACCACCCCGUCUCAUCAAAUGCCUCCCUUGUCCGACAAAGAGAUGGAGACAUUGGCUAGAAUUCAGAACCCCCAGAUGAUGUCUGGCAAUGUUGGCAAUGCUGGCAAUCAACCCAAGACCCCUUCUACUACGUCCACAUCGUCUAGCAAACUCUGUGCUGUGGCUCCACCCUUCGCGACCAAGGAACACACCGAUGCCGCCGCCGCAUAUUCAUCAGUGGGUAGUUUGUCCCAAGGUAUUAUGGACAAUUUGGGUCUAGGCCAAGGUAGUGUGGGCCAAGGCAACUCAAACGUGAGCUCUCGUACCGAGAAUGAGCGGAGAUAUGAACAGGCUAUUGACGCAGCAUCCAAGUUUGAAAAUGCCCUUACGGAUCUCCUCACAAGUAAGUCAUACCUUGAUCCCAUAUCUGGCUAUUCCCUAACCAUUUUUAGUUCGCCCUUCGAUUCAAAAUGAAAAUGUUCCACCUGGUUUCCUAGAUAGAACCUAUCAGUUCCCACCCCCUGGUCUUCAAGCUCCACGAGCAGUACAAACCAACCCUCUUCUUGGUGCCCAGACUACAUUAACAGUUCGACCCGCCGGUAGUCGCAGCCAUCCUCCAGGAUAUCCACAACCUCUUACUGCUGGACCACCUGGUCAACGACAAGCCAACCCUCGAGCAACGCCAACUCCCCUUGAGAACAUCUGGAACACAACUCAAUCUGACUAUACCAGCAACACCUCCCACGAUCCUCUCUCUGGCAAUACCCGAUUGAGCCCAUUCUGGCCAAACUACUACGCCGCCGUCGUCACGAGCAAUGUCUAUGCCACCGGACAAUGUCAACUUCCAGCCGCAAUCAGAGCAGAGCGCAAGAGUUCCAAAGAUCUGAACUCACGCUACAUUGACCCAUUUGCUCCCAAGCCAAUUAAUGAUACCCUUCCUCCUGAUGCAGUUGCAAAAUACUUCCCAUGGGGUAUUCCAAGUGAUAUGACGGGUGUCUGGCAGCCGAUGUCGGAUGAAAACCAAAAGAAGAUUGAUGGUUUGGAGCUUACCCCUACAGAAUUAAAGGCUCGAUCGCAAAGAGAGCUUGAUGACAAUUUCUACUAUGGUCAACGUAGAUAUGCAACCAUGGAUGGAGAGGCAUAUGUCGCAGAGCUUGAAGAACGUCAGAAUGCUGCCAUCAACCCCUUUGGCCCUAUUGCCCCUCCAAAGAAGGUUUAUCCUGCCGGACCUGCAGCUACACCGCAAAUUUCCGUGGAGGAGAUGGAGAAGAUGUCGAUUGCGGAAGCUGCCAAACCUGGUUUAGAUGCCGCUUUUGGUACACUACUCAGUUAUCGAUAUAUUGAGCAAGGCCCUACCUCCCGAUCUCAUCUCAGCCAAUUCGUCACAGCUCCCAAGUGGCAAAUUGAUGACAGCGAAAAGGGUAACCAAAGUCUCUUUGGCGAGGAUUGGGGUGCCCCACCAAAGCGAUUUGGCAGAGAUUCUCGACGUCAACCUCCUUACUGA
Molecule: messenger RNA, 2503 nt
Organism: Hymenoscyphus albidus
Lineage: Eukaryota; Fungi; Ascomycota; Leotiomycetes; Helotiales; Helotiaceae
Source: the annotation of a GenBank genome assembly